AUGUCAGUCUGCACUAAAAAUGACCGGGGGGGCACGUGCCUUGGUGCCCCCCCCCCUAAAUCCGCCACUGGGGCAGAGGAAAGGCAGUUUGACUAUAGGACAGAGGAGAGGCAGAAUGACUAUAGGACAGAGGAGAGGCAGUAUGACUGUAGGACAGAGGAGAGGCAGGAUGACUAUAGGACAGAGGAGAGGCAGGAUGAAUAUAAGGUAGAUGAGAGGCCGGAUGAAUAUAAGGCAGAAGAGAGGCAGGAUGAAUAUAAGGCAGAGGAGACGCAGGAUGACUGUAGGACAGAGGAGAGGCAGGAUGAAUAUAAGGCAGAGGAAAGGACAGAGGAGAGGCAGGAUGACUGUAGGGUAGAGGAGAGGCAGGAUGACUAUAGGGCAGAGGAAAUGCAGGUUGACUAUAGGACAGAGGAGAGGCAGGAUGACUAUAGCACAGAGGAGAGGCAGGAUGAAUAUAAGGCAGAGGAGAGGCAGGAUGAAUAUAAGGCAGAGGAGAGGCAGGAUGACUGUAGGACAGAGGAGAGUCAGGAUGAAUAUAAGGCAGAGGAGAGGCAGAACAAAUAUAAGUCAGAGGAGAGGCAGGACGAAUAUAAGGCAGAGGAGAGGCAGGAUGACUAUAGGACAGAGGAGAGGCAGACAAAGGAGAGGCAGGAUGAAUAUAAGGCAGAGGAGAGGCAGGACGAAUAUAAGGCAGAGGAGAGACAGGAUGAAUAUAGGACGGAGGAGAGGCAGGACGAAUAUAAGGCAGAGGAGAGGCAGGAUGAAUAUAAGGCAGAGGAGAGGCAGGAUGACUGUAGGGCAGAGGAGAGGCAGGAUGAAUAUAAGGCAGAGGAGAGGCAGGACAAAUAUAAGGCAGAGGAAAGGCAGGUUGAAUAUAAGGCAGAAGAGAGGCAGGAUGACUGUAGGGCAGAGAAGAGGGCAAAGGAGAGGCAGGAUGACUAUAGGACAGAGGAUAGGCAGGAUGACUAUAGGGCAGAGGAAAGGCAGGUUGACUAUAGAACAGAGGAGAGGCAGGAUGACUAUAGGACAGAGGAGAGGCAGGAUGAAUAUAAGGCAGAGGAGAGGCAGGACGAAUAUAAGGCAGAGGAGAGACAGGAUGAAUAUAGGACGGAGGAGAGGCAGGACGAAUAUAAGGCAGAGGAGAGGCAGGAUGAAUAUAAGGCAGAGGAGAGGCAGGAUGACUGUAGGGCAGAGGAGAGGCAGGAUGAAUAUAAGGCAGAGGAGAGGACAGAGGAGAGGCAGGAUGAAUAUAAGGCAGAGGAGAGGCAGGACGAAUAUAAGGCAGAGGAGAGACAGGAUGAAUAUAGGACGGAGGAGAGGCAGGACGAAUAUAAGGCAGAGGAGAGGCAGGAUGAAUAUAAGGCAGAGGAGAGGCAGGAUGACUGUAGGGCAGAGGAGAGGCAGGAUGAAUAUAAGGCAGAGGAGAGGCAGGACAAAUAUAAGGCAGAGGAAAGGCAGGUCGAAUAUAAGGCAGAAGAGAGGCAGGAUGACUGUUGGGCAGAGGAGAGGACAGAGGAGAGGCAGGAUGAAUAUAAGGCAGAGGAGAGGCAGGACGAAUAUAAGGCAGAGGAGAGACAGGAUGAAUAUAGGACGGAGGAGAGGCAGGACGAAUAUAAGGCAGAGGAGAGGCAGGAUGAAUAUAAGGCAGAGGAGAGGCAGGAUGACUGUAGGGCAGAGGAGAGGCAGGAUGAAUAUAAGGCAGAGGAGAGGCAGGACAAAUAUAAGGCAGAGGAAAGGCAGGUCGAAUAUAAGGCAGAAGAGAGGCAGGAUGACUGUAGGGCAGAGGAGAGGACAGAGGAGAGGCAGGAUGAAUAUAAGGCAGAGGAGAGGCAGGACGAAUAUAAGGCAGAGGAGAGACAGGAUGAAUAUAGGACGGAGGAGAGGCAGGACGAAUAUAAGGCAGAGGAGAGGCAGGAUGAAUAUAAGGCAGAGGAGAGGCAGGAUGACUGUAGGGCAGAGGAGAGGCAGGAUGAAUAUAAGGCAGAGGAGAGGCAGGACAAAUAUAAGGCAGAGGAAAGGCAGGUCGAAUAUAAGGCAGAAGAGAGGCAGGAUGACUGUAGGGCAGAGGAGAGGACAGAGGAGAGGCAGGAUGAAUAUAAGGCAGAGGAGAGGCAGGACGAAUAUAAGGCAGAGGAGAGACAGGAUGAAUAUAGGACGGAGGAGAGGCAGGACGAAUAUAAGGCAGAGGAGAGGCAGGAUGAAUAUAAGGCAGAGGAGAGGCAGGAUGACUGUAGGGCAGAGGAGAGGCAGGAUGAAUAUAAGGCAGAGGAGAGGCAGGACAAAUAUAAGGCAGAGGAAAGGCAGGUUGAAUAUAAGGCAGAAGAGAGGCAGGAUGACUGUAGGGCAGAGAAGAGGCAAGAUGAAUAUAGGACAGAGGAGACGCAGGAUGACUAUAGGACAGAGGAGAGGCAGGAUGACUAUAGGACAGAGGAGAGGGCAAAGGAGAGGCAGGAUGACUAUAGGACAGAGGAUAGGCAGGAUGACUAUAGGGCAGAGGAAAGGCAGGUUGACUAUAGAACAGAGGAGAGGCAGGAUGACUAUAGGACAGAGGAGAGGCAGGAUGAAUAUAAGGCAGAGGAGAGGCAGGACGAAUAUAAGGCAGAGGAGAGACAGGAUGAAUAUAGGACGGAGGAGAGGCAGGACGAAUAUAAGGCAGAGGAGAGGCAGGAUGAAUAUAAGGCAGAGGAGAGGCAGGAUGACUGUAGGGCAGAGGAGAGGCAGGAUGAAUAUAAGGCAGAGGAGAGGCAGGACAAAUAUAAGGCAGAGGAGAGGUAG
Messenger RNA from Pseudophryne corroboree (corroboree frog), 2778 nucleotides. Its product is annotated as trichohyalin-like. The record is from RefSeq and is a predicted model, not a curated record. The transcript is spliced from 9 exons. Lineage: Eukaryota; Metazoa; Chordata; Amphibia; Anura; Myobatrachidae. The coding region runs from base 1 to 2778 and encodes 925 amino acids.